AAGUCCGUCGACGAGGAGAAGCCGGCAGCCGAUAGCCCCCAUACACCCCGCUAACCGAUCCCAAGUGGUCACAAACGCGUAGGGCGAAGGCGGUCCCGUCACUGGAUGGUGCCUGAUGGUGGCCGCGCUUUGCGGGUGUCAGUUCCUUUUGCGAGUUGCAUAUUCGGGUACUCUCCCGAUUAUCCUCGUCUAUCUCUCUUUAACAAAAGCCAGGUUAGCAAAAUGUCUGAGGGCAAGGAGCAUCUGUCCAUCGUCAUUUGCGGCCAUGUCGACUCCGGCAAGUCGACCACCACUGGUCGCCUGCUGUUCGAGCUCGGCGGUAUCCCCGAGCGUGAGCUGGAGAAGCUGAAGGAGGAGGCCGCUGCCCUGGGCAAGUCCUCUUUCGCCUUCGCCUUCUACAUGGACCGCGCUAAGGAGGAGCGUGAGCGUGGUGUGACCAUCGCCUGCACCACCAAGGAGUUCUUCACUGACCGCUGGCACUACACCAUCAUCGACGCCCCCGGUCACCGCGACUUCAUCAAGAACAUGAUUUCCGGUGCCGCCCAGGCCGAUGUGUGCCUGCUGAUGGUGCCCGCUGACGGUAACUUCACCACCGCCAUCCAGAAGGGUGACCACAAGGCCGGUGAGAUCCAGGGCCAGACCCGCCAGCACGCUCGCCUGAUCAACCUGCUGGGUGUCAAGCAGCUGAUUGUGGGUGUGAACAAGAUGGACUCCGACACUGCCGGCUACAAGAAGGAGCGCUACGAUGAGAUCGCCAACGAGAUGCGCCACAUGCUGGUGCGCGUGGGCUGGAAGGACGACUUCGUCAACAAGUCGGUGCCCAUCCUGCCCAUCUCCGGCUGGCUGGGUGACAACCUGAUCACCAAGUCCACCAACAUGACCUGGUACUCCGGCCAGGAGGUGGUCAACCUGAAGGGCGAGAAGAUCCAGGUGCACACCCUGCUGGACGCCCUGAACAGCUUCGUGGUCGUGCCCGAGCGCAAGACCGACGCCCCCCUGCGUCUGCCCAUCUCCGGCGCCUACAAGAUCAAGGGUGUCGGUGAUGUGCUGGCCGGCCGCGUCGAGCAGGGCGUGGUCAAGCCCGGUGAUGAGGUGAUCUUCCUGCCCACCCACACCACCGCCAACCCCUGCACCGGCAAGGUGUUCACCGUGGAGAUGCACCACAAGCGUGUGGACAAGGCCGGCCCCGGCGACAACGUCGGCAUGAACAUCAAGGGUCUGGACAAGGGCAACAUGCCCCGCACCGGUGACGUGAUGAUCCUGAAGUCGGACCAGACCCUGAAGAUCGUCAAGGACUUCACCGCCCAGAUUCAGACCCUGGACAUCCCCGGUGAGGUCAAGAAGGGCUACUCGCCCAUCGGCUUCGUGCGCUGCGGCCGCUCCGCUUGCCGCAUCAGCGGCAUCAACUGGAAGGUCGGCAAGGAGACCGGCGGCAAGAAGAUGGAGAACCCCGUCGGCCUGAAGGCCAACGAGAUGGCUGAGGUCGUCUACGAGCCCACCCAGCCCCUGAUCGUGGACUCCUUCAAGAACUGCGAGGGCCUGUCCCGCAUUGCCUUCCUGGACGGCAACACCGCCGUCAUGCUCGGCAAGGUGGUGUCGGUCACCCACAAGUAGGGAGCUAACGCUGGUGGCGACGCCGGUGAGGCGGGCACGGAGCUGGAGCGGCAGCAGCGCAUGCGGCGGCAGCAGCAGCAGGCGCCGGGUUGUAGCAGCAGCGUGCCGGCAGAGCCGAUGACGCUAGUGGCGGGGGGUCGCGGUGCGACGGAGCUGGUGGGGAGCUGGGGCUUCGGGUGGCCUAGGAUGCUAACCGCGCAAGAGGCUGUGUGCGAGGUUGCUUCGGGCUCCGGCGGGUAUGCUAGCCGGCUUGAUUGUUUCGUUGGUUGGCAGCGGGUGCGGGCUGUUGGGCGUGCUGCAAGGCGUGUCCCAGCCCCGCUCGACACGUCGUGCGUGGAGCUUCGCUGUUCCUUUGGGGCGGCUAUUGUUCGGGCAGGCGGUUGCAGGGGAGUGGGCUGGCGUGAUGGCGGCAUAAAGCCAGGGAGACCUUCACUAUGCGCCUUCACGGCAUGACGGCCUGAAAAGGCUCUCACUUCUCACUGACCUGACGCUGACUGUAAACACGACUGGUGUGACGUUGGUGUGUAGUCCACGGGCAGCCAAUGAAGGGCGGGAUGGAUGCGUCUCAGAUCCAGUACCGUAGUUGUUUGUGUAGGUUCCGGCACACCCCAAGUUGUGUGGGUGGACUACAAGCAGGAACGGGGGAAAUGUUGCGCACGCGGUAGCUGUUCCGCAGUAGCCCUCCCAAACCCCUGGCCACUAGUCCGAGAGCGUGGAACUACGUGAAAGGGGGCAUGAGAGGGCAACCGCUGCAGCCUGCAGGCACACGCUAGGCACACGCUUCAACGGCUCGAAGUAUAUGCGCCAACUUCCUGCUCUGUCGAGACCGGUAGUGCGCUUGAGCUACCGCCGACGUGUAGGACCACCGCCCCUCACUAGAGCAGAAUGUAC
This is a messenger RNA of Chlamydomonas reinhardtii, 2505 nucleotides long. RefSeq lists its product as uncharacterized. The record is from RefSeq and is a predicted model, not a curated record. The transcript is spliced from 7 exons. Bases 106 to 1614 code for a protein of 502 amino acids. NCBI's taxonomy places the organism in Eukaryota, Viridiplantae, Chlorophyta, Chlorophyceae, Chlamydomonadales, Chlamydomonadaceae. Gene Ontology annotation, molecular function: GTPase activity; GTP binding. Gene Ontology annotation, biological process: translation.